Messenger RNA from Neoarius graeffei (lesser salmon catfish), 1515 nucleotides. It is a transcript of the gene mpi, whose product is annotated as mannose phosphate isomerase. Lineage: Eukaryota; Metazoa; Chordata; Actinopteri; Siluriformes; Ariidae. The transcript has 8 exons. Gene Ontology annotation, cellular component: cytosol. The record is from RefSeq and is a predicted model, not a curated record. Gene Ontology annotation, molecular function: mannose-6-phosphate isomerase activity; zinc ion binding. Gene Ontology annotation, biological process: GDP-mannose biosynthetic process; carbohydrate metabolic process. The coding region runs from base 84 to 1334 and encodes 416 amino acids.
GUUCGUUUGUGUAAACAUAAUUGACUUCCUGUUUGACGUCACUCGUGUGACGUCACACCUGCUCGAGUGCCACCGUCGCAGACAUGGAGGAAGUGAGAGUGUUUCCACUGUCAUGCCUAGUGCAGAACUAUGCCUGGGGGAAGGUGGGGCUGGAGAGUGAGGUGGCUAAGCUGGUCCUAGGUGGAGAUCCUCAAAGUGUCAUACAGGAUGACAGACCGUACGCUGAGCUUUGGAUGGGUGCCCAUCCUAAGGGAGAUGCUCUUAUCAAAGACAACAGAAUAUCGCAAAGGACACUGGGACAGUGGAUUGCUGACUACCCAGCGUGUUUGGGGUCAAAGGUCAAAGACACAUUCCAGGGACAGCUCCCCUUCCUGUUUAAAGUGCUGUCAGUUAACACUGCGCUGUCCAUCCAAGCUCAUCCUAACAGGGAGCUAGCAGCUAAGCUACACGCCCAAUUCCCUGAGCAUUACCCCGACAACAACCAUAAGCCCGAGAUGGCGAUUGCCCUGACCAAGUUUGAAGGCCUGUGUGGUUUUCGGCCGGUGGAGGAAAUUAUUUCCUUCCUCAAAAAUGUCCCAGAAUUCCAUGCUCUGGUAGGUAAUGAGGCAGCAGAUGAGCUGCAGAGCAGCAGGGAUAACCCUGCACGCGCCUCUCUUGCACUGAAAAAGUGCUUCAGCAGGAUGAUGAACUGUGAGAAGAAGGUAUUUGUCGAUCAGCUGAACAUGCUGGUGAAAAGAGUCUCUGAAGAAGAGGCUGCAGGCAAAGACACAUCAGGCAAUAACGGAGAGCUGCUGCUUCGGCUCCACUCUCAGUACCCGGGUGAUAUCGGCUGCUUCUCCAUCUACUUCCUGAACCGUAUCGUGCUGCAACCAGGAGAGGCCAUGUUUCUGGGAGCAAGUGAACCUCACGCCUAUCUGUCUGGAGAUUGCGUUGAGUGCAUGGCCUGUUCGGAUAACACAGUACGUGCUGGACUGACCCCGAAGUACAUCGACGUGAACACAUUGUGUGAAAUGUUAAACUACAAUUCCGCUCCAGCCAGUGCCAAAAUUUUUCCCUCAGUUCAGGACCCUUCAGACCCCUGUGUUCACCUGUACGACCCACCUAUACCGGACUUCACCGUCAUGAGGAUACAGGUCCCUCCCUCUUUGAAGCAGUACACAAUGUGCUCUUUGGACUGUGCUUCUAUCCUGCUAGUGAUCGAGGGCGAGGCCAGCUCUCUGUCUGACAUCAUGCUGCACAGGGGUUCAGUGCUGUUCAUCUCAGCCAAUGAGAGCAUCAUGCUUCAGGUGACCUCUUCUGGGAUGACGAUGUUCCGGGCCUGCUGUCUUCUCUAGAAGAAAAAAAAAGUGUUCAUGAAUUAAUAGAACACACAUGAUCAAGUUCAGUAUGUAUGAUUUUAACCUUCUACUUUUGUUUAAUGUUGCAUAUACAUCAGCAACUACAGUUGUGCUCAUAAGUUUACAUACCCUGGCAGAAUCUAUGAUUCUUUGACCAUUUUUCAGAGAAUAUGAAUGA